AUGGUUGCUGAAUGGAACAUUGAGAAUACAAGGAUUGUCACCGAGUUGUUUGUCAAGCAAGUGAGAGCUGGAAAUAGGCCAAAUACUCACUUGACCUCGAAUGCAUAUGAUGAGGUGGGGAGGGAAUUCAAACUAAUAACAGGGCUGGAGUACAUCAAUGACAUUGCUCUAGCGUCCCCAUCGCGAAGGAAAAUUCUCCACCACUCCAUCCUCUUCCUUCCUGCCGCCUCCAUCCUCUCCCUCCCUGCUGCCUCCAUCUCCCUCGCCCCGCUCUCUGUCUCGCCGCCCGGCGGCGGCUCUGACCGGAGGCGCGAGGCCACCCGAAUCAUGGCCAAGUCUGGUGCUUGUAAGGAGGCGGCGCUAGUGCGGUCAUUGGCGACCUGGCCGCCGCAGCAGCACGUCCCCGGUGCCCCGGCAAGAUUGUGCGCCAACCGCUGGCCACAGCAACUCUUCUACUCCGGCGAUCCGACGAGCUCGUCCGCCAGCCCCUCCGAACCACCGUACCUCUACCCCCCCUCUCAUGGAAUCCUCUACUGCAAACCCUACAUGGAGGCCAAUGUACACCCCUGCACCUAAAGACUUGCCAAGUUUUGGACAAUUCCCCCCAAUGCAUAAUUAUAAUUUUCAACCUCCACAAGUGUAGCAUCAUGUACAAGGGCACCAAAAUAUGGAUACCAAUCAACCGGCUGAUGGUUCCGAUGAUGAAGCUGAAGCAAGUAUCAGUGAUCCUUCCUCCGUCUACACACUAGAUCACUACCUUGUCCAGAUGGACAUGUUAGACUCAUUCGCCAAGGAGAUCGCAAUAGAAGUGAAGGAGAACCUCGACGCUCAAGGAAGAUCAAGCAGAAGUGGUCCGAGGAUUUACGUGAACAGGCCACGUGAAGAAGCUGCUGAGCAAUUGGUACGCGACUAUUUCUGUGAUAAUCCUAUCUACAAGAAUAAGGUAUUUCAUAGAAGAUUCCGGAUGAGAAGGCCCCUUUUUGAGUGUAUCAUACAUGCACUAGGAGAGUGGUCUCCAGAGUUCAUGCAAAGGAAAGAUGCUCUUGCCCGUGAUGGACUAUCUCCAUCGCAGAAAUGCACAUCAGCUAUUCGCCAAUUGGCAUAUGGUACUCCGGCCGACGCUCUCGAUGAGUACCUUAAGAUUGCCGAGUGCACAUAAAUUAAGUGCUUAAAGUUGUUCGUCAAAGGCGUGAUUCAUAUAUUUGGUGAUGAGUAUAUGCGAAAACCCAAUGUCAACGAUGUGCAACGCUUACUUGAUAUUGGAGAGAGUUGUGGGUUUCCUGGCAUGUUAGGAAGCCUCGACUGUAUGCACUGGCGUUGGGACAAAUGUCCCAUGGAGUGGAAGGGACAAUUCAUCAGUGGGUAUAAAGGCGCCCCUACUCUUAUUCUAGAGGCGGUUGCUUCUUAGGAUCUUUGGAUAUGGCAUGCAUUUUUUGGUGUUGCUGGAUCCAACAAUGACAUCAACGUGCUUAAUCAGUCAAUGUUGUUCCUUGGGCAACUGAAAGGGCAAGCUCCUCGAGUGAACUAUAAU
This is a messenger RNA of Triticum aestivum (bread wheat), 1531 nucleotides long. RefSeq lists its product as uncharacterized. NCBI's taxonomy places the organism in Eukaryota, Viridiplantae, Streptophyta, Magnoliopsida, Poales, Poaceae. The transcript is spliced from 3 exons. The coding region runs from base 1 to 576 and encodes 191 amino acids. The record is from RefSeq and is a predicted model, not a curated record.